Molecule: messenger RNA, 2738 nt
Organism: Linum tenue
Lineage: Eukaryota; Viridiplantae; Streptophyta; Magnoliopsida; Malpighiales; Linaceae
Source: the annotation of a GenBank genome assembly
UCUGUCCUUCACCCUCGUCUCCGUCCCCCCUAUUUACUUUUCAAUUUUUGAUCCCUCUCUCUCUCUCUCUCUCUCUCUCUACUUCGAUCACUGCACGUUCCGUCCCUCCCUCUUGCGAAUCCACCCGAUCGUCCGCCCGGCGGGAUAAUCCUUUGCAGCAUUGAAGCCGACUUGACCGGCAACGAUGUCAUUCUCCGACUCCGAUUCCUCCUCCUCCUACGGUGCCGACUAUAAGAAUUUUAAGCAAGUCACUCGCGAGCGUUUGUUACAAGAAAUGUUGCGCUCGGCAAAGGCAGGGGACUCAAGGUCAACCUGGAAGGUACUCAUCAUGGAUAAACUAACUGUCAAGAUAAUGUCUUACGCAUGCAAGAUGGCCGACAUCACGCAGGAAGGAGUUUCGUGUAAGAAUUUGGAAGACUCGUCCAAAAUUAAAGCAUGCCUGAAAAAUAUGUCAAUAAAGUGGUGGAGGAUAUAUACAAAAGAAGACAGCCAUUACCCUCCAUGGAUGCGAUAUACUUCAUCCAACCGACUAAAGAGAAUUUGUGUUGGCGAUUUCUGUUUUCUGUAUUGCAGCAUUGUCAUGUUCUUGUCAGACAUGUCUGGGAAAUCCCCCUUAUACAAGAAGGCAUAUGUCUUCUUUAGCUCACCUGUCUCCCGGGAUUUGGUGACACAUAUCAAAAGGGAGGGCACUGUGUUACCUCGGAUAGGUGCGUUGAGAGAGAUGAAUUUGGAGUAUUUUGCUAUAGAUAGCCAGGGUUUCCUAACCGACCAUGAAAGGGCUUUAGAAGAGCUUUUUGGGGAUGAAGAAGAUUCUCGAAGAAGUGACGCAGUUUUGAGUGUCAUUGGUACUCGGAUAGCCUCGGUUUUUGCUUCACUAAGGGAAUUUCCCUACGUGCGAUAUCGUGCUGCCAAGUCACUUGAUGUGACGACGAUGACGACUUCUCGUGAUCUUAUUACCACAAAACUUGCUGCUAGAGUCUGGGACCGAAUCUCACAGUACAAACAAAAGAUUGAACAGUUCCCUCAGACCGAAACUUGCGACUUGCUCAUCCUUGAUAGAUCUGUGGAUCAGAUUGCUCCCGUCAUUCAUGAGUGGACAUAUGAUGCAAUCUGCCAUGAUCUAUUAAAUAUGGAAGGCAACAAAUAUGUCCAUGAGGUUCCCAGCAAAUCGGGUGCUCCGCCUGAGAAAAAGGAGGUCCUAUUAGAGGAACAUGAUCCUGUGUGGGUCGAGCUUCGCCAUGCACAUAUUGCAGAUGCCAGUGUGCGGUUGCACGACAAGAUGACAAAUUUUGUAGCCAAAAACAAAGCUGCACAGAUCCAACAUGGUUCAAGGUUGGUGCAGAAUUCUUGUCAAAACUCCUACUACUACCGAAAGAUGGUGGCCAACUUUCUACGCGAGACUUGCAAAGGAUGGUUCAAGCAUUACCACAAUACAAUCGCAGGAAAAGUUAACCAAAUCAUCAAGGACUCUGGGCUUCGAGACCUCGGACAGUUGGAGCAAGAUCUUGUAUUCGGAGAUGCUGGGACAAAGGAUGUUAUCAAGUAUUUGACUGCAAAUGAGUGUCCCGUGCAGGAUGCAAGCCGUGAAAACAAGCUACGAUUGUUGAUGAUUCUUGCAGCAAUAUACCCUGAGAAAUUUGAGGGGGGGAAGGGACAUGAUUUAAUGAAGUUAGCUAAGUUACCAGAAGACGACAUGAAUGCUGUAAACAACAUGAGAUUGCUUGGUGGUGCAGCAGAGACUAAGAAAAGCUCAGCUACUAGUUUCAGUCUGAAGUUUGAUAUUAACAAGAAGAAGCGAGCAGCAAGGAAAGACCGUUCUGGUCAGGAAGAAACUGGAUGGCAGCUAUCACGGUUUUAUCCCAUGGUAGAGGAACUUGUUGAAAAACUGAGCAAAGGGGAAUUGUCAAAAGACGAGUACCCGUGCCUGAAUGACCCGAGUGCAACCUUUCACGGUACGUCUCCAGCUGCGAUAAUGAAUAGCUCUCCUCACUCCAUGCGAUCAAGAAGAACACCGACAUGGGCUCGCCCUCGGCAUUCUGACGAUGGUUAUUCAAGUGAUUCGGUGCUGAGGCAUGCAUCCAGUGACUUUAAGAAGAUGGGCCGCCGGAUAUUUGUGUUCGUCGUUGGUGGAGCUACGAGAUCUGAGCUACGUGCUUGUCACAAGCUGACAAGCAAGCUGCAAAGAGAAGUCGUGCUAGGCUCUACAAGUCUUGAUGAUCCUCCCCAGUUCAUUACGAAACUUAAGCUUUUGACAGCAAAUGAACUUUCAUUGGACGAUCUGGAGAUAUGAAAGCAUGGCUGAUAGAAAUGCUGAAACAGGAUUGAUCAUUCGCGUGGUGUCUGUACUGUUAGACUGAUUAAUCCAAUUGUGUAUCUACCAUUAUUCAUCUUUAGCCUCCCAUGUAAAAUGCCCAGUAUCUAUGAUUUCCCCCCCACCUAUUCUCAUUGUAAUGGUUCUAUUUCGGCGUAAGCUCGUCAUGAUGUUCAGGCUGUAACUUAUCCCAUCUUUUCUCUUCGAAUUUUCAUUGUAAUUCAAUGUACUGAAACUCCAGAGAGGAGUUCAUGUGUAUAAAUAUAUUGCUACUAACCAAUAGAAGAAAAGAAAAAUGAUGAUGCUUGUGAUUCCUGAUUCGUGGAAUAAUGAUUUGAUUCAUCAACACCUACUUCGACUCUUCAAUGGAAUUGGUUAUAGUCACUAACUAGGCGUAAUUUCGUUUGCCUGCUGAUUCUUGAGUUGG